This is a messenger RNA of Rhipicephalus microplus (southern cattle tick), 8476 nucleotides long. RefSeq names its product laminin subunit beta-1 (gene LanB1). The record is from RefSeq and is a predicted model, not a curated record. Gene Ontology annotation, biological process: tissue development; animal organ morphogenesis. NCBI's taxonomy places the organism in Eukaryota, Metazoa, Arthropoda, Arachnida, Ixodida, Ixodidae.
ACGCGUAACCCGACCCCUGUGGGUAAAAACUGAGCAGCCUUGAGAGUUACUUCUUUCACGCCACUUAGCGGGGCCACAGACGUGUGCUGCCAGCUCCCAUCUCUCGCGCACUUCCAUCAGCCAUUACUAUUCUCAUGUGAAUGUAUGUGUCAAUCUUCUGGUAAAAUGAACAUCCAAAGGACUUAAUUUGUAGAAUUGGUGCUGACGGGUGGUGCAGUUAUUGGUGCAGAUACGCCAGCGAUUUGGUUGAACCACCAGCUGGAGUGAAUUGUAACGUCUGAUCAUCCACCGGCGCAGGAACUGUGACACGCGAUGUCAUUCCACAAGCCAUCCUGGACAAUGGCAUCGUCCAUACAUGUACUCUUCAUAGUGUCAUUGCUGGUCAUCAUAUCACAUGCACAACGAUCAAGGCCGAAUGAUCGCCAGUCCCAAUACACUCGGCAAUAUGCAGUGCAAUCACGGGGCUCUCAGCCGCACGCCUGCGAAGAGUCCAGCUGUUACCCAGCGACCGGAAACCUGCUCAUCGGUCGGGAGGACAAGUUGUCGGCAACGUCGACGUGCGGUCUGCGCGGUGUCGAGACUUACUGCAUCGUGAGCCACCUUAAAGAGAAGACCAAAUGCUUCCGGUGCGACUCAACCCAGAGGGGCAGAGAUUACCACGGCAUAGACAACAUCGUGUCGAGGAUCGGCAAAAAGAGCAAGGGAUCGUGGUGGCAGUCCGAGAAUGGCGUGCAGUCGGUGUCGAUUCGGCUGGACCUAGAAGCAGAGUUCCACUUCACACAUCUGAUCAUCACAUUCAAGACAUUUAGGCCAGCUGCUAUGCUCAUCGAACGUUCACAUGACAAUGGACACACGUGGAAGGUGUACCAGUACUUUGCGUACGACUGCCAAGAAUCAUUCCCCACUGUGCGGUACGGUCCGCGGCGCAACAUCACUGACGUGACCUGCGAGUCGCACUACUCGGGCGUCGAACCCUCGACCAACGGAGAGGUCAUCUUCCGUGUGCUGCCGCCGCACAUCCAUAUAGACAACCCGCACAGCCCCGAUGUGCAAGACCUGCUCAAGAUGACGAACCUGCGCAUCAACUUCACCAAGCUGCACACUCUCGGUGACAACCUUUUGGACUCGCGCCGGGAGAUCAAGCAGAAGUACUAUUACGCCGUCUAUGACAUGGUUGUUCGAGGCUCGUGCUCCUGCUAUGGCCAUGCCAGUCGCUGCAUACCAGAGGAAGGAGAGUCCUAUGCUGCACGAGAUGACAUGGUGUUUGGCAAGUGCCAGUGCACGCACAACACGAAAGGCCUCAACUGCGAAAGCUGCGAAGAUCUGUACAACGACCAGCCCUGGAGACCAGCGAGUGAGAGGGACCCAAAUCCAUGCAAACCCUGUAACUGCAAUGGUCAUGCCAACAAGUGUCACUUCGAUGCGGCCGUGUGGGAGCGUUCGGGACGCGUGAGUGGUGGCGUUUGUGAUGACUGCCAGGACAACACCAUGGGUCUCAACUGUGAACAGUGCGUGCCGUUCUACUUCAAGGAUCCUCAACGUGACAUCAGCGAUCCGUAUGCCUGCCAACCUUGCGAUUGCGACCCUCGUGGCUCCUUGGAUGAAGGCGUCUGUGACCCACAGGAUGACCCAACCUCGGGGCUUGUCGCUGGCCGUUGUCACUGCAAAAAGAAUGUCGAGUCUCGUCGAUGCGACCGCUGCAAGAAGGGCUUCUUCAACUUCCAAGCGGCUAACCCCGACGGCUGCGAGCCAUGCAGUUGCCACGAGCUUGGAACGGCGGGUGAUGGCUGCAACGUCUAUACCGGUGAAUGCACCUGCAAACGUAACGUCAUCGGUCGUGACUGCAACCAGUGCCUGCCAGAAUACUACGGGCUUAGCCAUGACGAUGAUGGUUGCAAGCCUUGUGACUGCGACCCCGGCGGCGCGUACGAGAACAGCUGUGAUGUCAUCAGCGGCCAGUGUCGCUGCCGGCCCAGCGUCCAGGGGCGCCGCUGUGACCAGCCAGACACGGGCUUUUUUGUUGGAAACCUUGAUUUCAUGGUCCACGAAGCUGAACUGGCCAAGGGCAGUCCUGACUGCCAAGUGCUCAUACGAGAGCCGUAUGCCGACCGGGAUGCAUCGUGGACCGGUCUGGGCUUUAUGCAAGUCCACCAGGACUCUUACCUCGAGUUUGACGUUCCCGACAUACCCACAUCCAUGGACUACAACAUUGUGUUCCGUUACGAGCCCAAGCUUGCUCAAGGCUGGGAAGAGGCUAUUGUGACCGUGGACAGACCGGGACCGGUUGACCCGAAUGGGCCCUGUGCCAAUGCCAUUCCUCAGGAUGACCGUCAAGUGAUCAGGUUUUCGCCAGGUGACCGGUACGUUGUCGUUGCCCCACCUGUCUGCCUGGAGAAGGGUAGACACUACAAAGUGCGAGUCACAUUCAAGCAAUACGACCGCGAGGUGGACACACCUUCGGCAUCGAUCUUAAUCGAUUCGAUGGUGCUCAUGCCCGACAUAAACGCCAUCCCAUUCUUCCACGGAACGCCGGCAAACGAGUACAGGAGGGAGGAAUUCGAACGUUUCCGGUGCGGGCAGGCGUUCUAUGCCGUUCGAAGAGGGGGCACCCUCCCAGAAAUCUGCAAGAAGUACCUCUACAGCAUCGGCUUCUACGUUUUCCAAGGAGCUCAAGAUUGCAGGUGUGACCCACAGGGUUCUCACAGCAGCGUGUGCAACACGCUGGGCGGUCAGUGCCAGUGCAAGGCCAAUGUGGUGGGCCGCAGCUGCGACCGCUGUGCACCAGGAACCUACGGUUUCGGACCUGGAGGCUGCAGGCCGUGUGACUGCAAUGGAAUCGGUUCCCUGGACAACUUUUGCGAUGCCCAGACCGGCCAGUGCAAAUGCCGGCCCAACACGUACGGCCGACAGUGCGACGAGUGCCAGCCAGGCUACUGGAACUACCCCAACUGCCAGCGCUGUGACUGCAACGGUCACGCGGACACGUGUGACUCGAGGACCGGUCACUGCAUCCAAUGUCGAGACUUCACGUCAGGACCCCACUGCGACAGGUGCGAAGUUGGCUUCUAUGGAGACCCUCGCUACGGAGUAGACAUCCCUUGCCGCCCAUGUCCAUGCCCGGGCACUGCGGACAGUGGUAUCAACCAUGCUACCAGCUGCGACCUAGACCAGCGCACUGGCAACGUUAUCUGUCACUGCGCUCAAGGAUAUGUAGGCGAGAGGUGCGACCGGUGUGCGAACAACUAUUACGGCGAACCCAACGUUCCUGGAGGCUCGUGUCGCCGAUGCGAGUGCAGCGGCAACGUCGAUGAGACCCAGCCGGGCAACUGUGACUCGCGCACGGGCGUCUGUCUGCGGUGUCUGUACAACACGGAGGGACCCCACUGCGAACGCUGCAAGCCAGGUCACUUUGGAAAUGCCUCGCUCCAGCAGUGUUAUGAAUGUGUGUGCAACCUUCUUGGCCUGGACCCCAACCAAGGAUACUGUGACCCUGUGACUGGCCAGUGCCCAUGCCUGCCCAAUGUGGAGGGCAUCGCCUGCGAUCGCUGCGCUCCAAACUACUGGAAGAUUGCCAGCGGAGAAGGUUGCGAGGCUUGCGGCUGUGACCCGCUCGGUUCUUACGACCUGAAGUGCAACGAGUUUGACGGCCAGUGUCCGUGCAAGCCGGGUCAUGGUGGACGGCAGUGCAAUCAGUGCCAGGACAAUCACUGGGGCGACCCGCGUGUACGCUGCUAUCAAUGCGAGUGCAACGUUCCUGGGGCAGCCACGAGCCAGUGCCACCGCAACAACGGCAGCUGUGUCUGCAUUCCUGGCGUGGCUGGGGAGCGCUGCGAGCAGUGUGCCCGUGGCUUCACGGGACGGGCACCAUACUGCGACUCCUGCGGGGAGUGCUUCGACAACUGGGACCGCAUCAUUCAGGAGCUCCGAGAGGAGACCCAUAACAUGAUCAACUCGGCCCGGCAAAUCAAGCAGCAGGGUACCACCGGUGUUUACACACGCGAGUUCCAAGAGAUGGAGGAGAAGCUGCACGAAGUGGAGGAAAUCCUGAACGGGGCCAACAUCACCGGUCUCGACCUUCUAGACCGUCAGUCUCUCAUCGAAGAGAUUCGGCGCAACUUGACUGAAAGCCAAAUGCAGCUUGAGGAAAUCGGAGACCGCUCGGGCAACGUGACGCAGCGCUCCUUCGCCACCAACCUGAUGCUUGCAAGUCUUCACGAGCAGGCUCAGGAACUUGGAAGAAAGGCUAAGGAAUUGCGCGAGAACACCACAGCUUUGCAGGAGGCCAACGUGGAAGGUGCAUUAAACAUCACGAGGGAAGCCCAGAAAAGGUCCCAAAUGGCUGAAGGUCGAGUCCGAGGAGCACAAGACGACAUCGGGAAGUCACAGGCUGCACGUCGUUACCUUGAGCGAAAACUGCAGGACACCGCCAGUCAAUACAAUCGCACUUACCAGGAGAAUGAGAAUGCCCUACGCAAGCUGCAACAAGAGGUAGCCGACUUGGAAGACCAAAUAUCGGAUGUCAACGAGCUCGUGUGCUACCGACGAGGAACCGUCGAUCGUUGUGACGCACUCUGCGGAGGUGCAGGCUGUAACCACUGCGGUGGACUGGGUUGCGAGGAAGGCGCCCUCACCCGCGCCAACAACACACUCGCGAUGGCUGUCGAUGCCAAUCAGAUUCUCGGAAAGAAAGAGGCGGAAGCUCGGGAUCUCUUCAAUUCGGUUGGUUCAGCUGAAAAGGAAUCACAGCGGGCCCUCGAAGAAGCAAAGAAGGCUUUCCAACGCUCCCAGCUGGCAAAGAACCAGUCGGAAGAAGUCGGCAAUGACCUGCAGGACUUGCUUGACCGCAUCGACAAGUUCCUGGGCGAGGUCGGAGCAAGGCCGGCUGAAAUCCGAGUCCUUGCUGAAGAGUGUAUCGGUCUGUCCAUCUCGCUGAAGCCUGAACAAAUUCGAGAGCUGGCGAAGGAAAUUAAUGACACAAUAGCCAGCCUGACUGACAUCGAUGCCAUCUUGAGAGAAACUGGGGACGAUCUCAGGCUUGCAAAAGACCUCAAGGCACAAGCAGAUCGUGCUAGGACAAUGGCAAACAAGAUCUUGGACACUGCCAAGGAGGUCUUGCAGAAUCUGGAUGAUGCCGCGGAAGCCCAAGGCAGGGCCAAGGAGGCUAUCGACCAGGCACGACAGCACAUCAACACGGCCGAGGAAGAUCCUUGCUCAGGUAAUAUUGAAGAUGCUGCCUACAAAGCACAGGGUGUAGCCAACCGGUCGCUGGAUCAGGUGGGAGGACUGCAAGACCGACUGGCCGAGCUCAAGAAGCAGUACACCCAGAACAACCUGGAUGCUCGCAAGGCGGACAACGAAGCAAAGGGGGCCGAGCGUAUGGCAGGACAAGCACACGCUGAAGCUGAAGAUUUGGAAGCCGAGUACAACAGGGCUGUUUUAGACCUGGGCAACAAGUCUUCAGCCAGCGGAGACAUGAAAGACAGGGCUGAGAAGCUACGGGAACGAGCCCGGAAGCUUGCGGAAGGUGUCAACACCAAGGCCCAGCAACUGCAAGGCAUGGAGGAUGAAUUUGACGAGAACGAGCAGAGACUCAAGGACUACUCCGGCAUCCUGGAGCAGCUCAACCAAGAGAUGAUGGAUCAUCUGCAGCGGAUCGAUCAGCGGUCCACUUAUUAUCGCGACUGCCAGAACUAAUACUCCUGUGUAGCCGAGCCUCCCUGGGGGCGCCAAGUGCAAGGUCACGCGUUGUUCUCUGGUUGGCUCUGUUGAAGCUCAGCACAAGGCAGCAUAGUACUUGAUUUCCAAAGAAAAAUGCAGACGGAAAGUGAGCAUUUUUUUUUGCCCCCAUUAACAGUAGUGACGGAAAAUCGGCGGUUUGCAAAGUCGCGUAAUGUAGCUUUAAGAGUAGUGUGUGUUUCAUGCAGUACAUCUGAAAUAAAUUAUUGCCACGUUAACUUAGCAGCAACCGUUAACUUGGUAGUAACCGUUCAAACAAGCAAGUGCGAUAAAUUAUAGAGGCAUUACAUCAUACCUCUUUACUGAUUCAAGCGUGCAGAUCCACACUGUAGUUGUGUAUUUGUAUCACAUUCUGUAAGGAAUAUGUGCUACCUCUCAGGUGCAGAAGGUGUGGCCCACCCUUUAAAAAAAUGCUCAUUUUCUGUUACCAAUAGUAGUUAUUCAAGCAAACAGUACUUGUUUGCUUUUACCAUGAGUACCGACUGCUUGGAUCACUGUAACAGUUGCGUCAACUCAUCUAGUAGACCAGUUAAGAACUGAUUAUGUCUUGAGCGCUAGACACUGGUGCUUGCUGUGAGCUCAGACUUUUUUUUGGAGUGCAGUGCGAAGGACAAAAAGAAAUUUGAUCUGUCUCAAAGCUCUGCUGCCCAUUGUCAAAAGAAAUCGUGCAGAACCAAGGAAAUGCUGGAAACGUGGAAGGGCUGACCAAAUGAACGACAGCAUAUUUUUUUCUUUCCUCAGCUUGCUUUAUUCAUAGAAAAUAGCAGCAAAACUUGUGCUCCUUUGACCACUUGAUUAUUCGGUGGGCUGCAUAAUCAGUGUGAGCACCUGUUUGUCAUGCUUUAUAUUCACUUGAAAUGUGGGAAAGUUUCUUGUGAUGCCCAGACAGUUGAUCAUGGUAGUCAUCAAGUGGCUCUAGCACAAAAUAUAUUUGUGGUAAAUUAGCAAUGUGAUGAAGUAUCUCUCUUGCCUUUUUCUUGUGCUCAAGAAUUUUGUACUCAUUGCUAAGCCAAUCACAAGUCGAACUAGUGCACAUUGCUCGUUUAAAUGUACUUAUUUUCUUCAACUUUUAUAUUGAUACAGCCCAGCUGUUCUUUAAACUCACUGCCAGUUAACUCAGUAAAUCGGCUGUCACAAGUAAAAAUAUUUUUCAAGUGAGCACCCAUUCUUGCCUUCCUUCAAGUGCACCAAUUAUUACUUUGAAGUGUUGACUCUGCUGUUUGCUAAGCACAAAGCAAACUCUUGCUGUCCAUCUCACUCGUCAUAUAUCUGUAUUUAAUGAAACAAACCAACCCACAUAAUCAAAAUGUGUACUCAUAACAGUGGAAUGGAAUCGAUGGAGAAAAAAAAAUAAAAGAAAAAAUAUUCCAGCAUAAGGGCCUUGUGUGUUGUACGCAGUUGUACGUGUUGCGAUGUGCAGAGUGUGCUGCCGUGAGAACCCGCGCACAUUUGCCGGAACUCUUCGUUUUCUAAGCCAGUGAUCUUCGAUGCAGAACCGGAGCAGUGCAAUCUUCGUGUUUUCUAUGCUGUGCAACUAUUUUUUUGUUGUUGUUACAAGCUUAUUGUCAACCUUGUGGCAAGCCUGACCAGGUACACUUGAGCAAUAUGCUUUACCCUGGAGUAACAGCGUUCGGAAGCUCUCCCCCCUUGGUAGCUACAAGCGUAAACUGAGUAUUCCCAAAGGCGAUGCCGAAGGUGCCGGUAACUUCCAAAAGUGGUCGGUUGAGAAUGCAUCCCUAGUAGUGGCCAGUUUGGUUCAUCUCAUGGGCUGGACUGGUACACUCGCUUAGACGAUCAGCAUCAUCAUAAAAGGAAAAAAAAAUUAUCUAUAUCUACUGCCUAUCAGUGGCCUGCUCAGUUCAAUAGUUGCUCGUGUCCUGUAUCUUGUGUUUUCUUUUGUCAUGUGUAUAACAAAGUGCAUUUAUUUUCCACGGCGUGCCUGGUAAUUUCAUUUAUAAAUUGCCGUUCUUCCUACAUACAAGCUACAGUUAGAUGUUAAAUAUGAGAUCUGCUAACUGUCGGCUAUCUUCAUGGAAGCUAUUUGACUUGCUUCUACCAAAUGUACCCAGUUUGGCCUAGUCGCAUCUGGCCUACCUCGAAUGACAUUCAGUGAAUUGAACAGAGCUGGUCAACGAGGGUGCUACGCGAAGAAUUACUACUGCUUUAAGUUUCGGAAAAAACUAUUGGAAGUGAGCAAUAUUUCUUGCCCCAUCCGGGUGGAGGAAUGCAACGCUACAGUCAGCUGAAGCACGAGAACACAUUCUAAGUAACCACGCCGACACUUUUUCUCUAUUCUUCUUUAGCUCUGUAUUCUUCUUUAGUGUAUCUAUUGUUGUGCCGUAUAGCCAAGUGUUUCUUCUUUUUUCCUUUUUCACAAAGGAUAGACCUCGCAGUUGCCAGUACCACUGCCACUCACUUGCACAUUGCUCAUAUGUUUUUUGACCAUGCUGCACAUAUGCAUGCUUGCAAGUGUUGGGAAAACCUUUAUCAUGUAUAUUUAAUGCCUUAGUAUGCUUGUAUGUUCCGUCCCCAUCUUUUUAUCUCCCGCUUUACGAUUCUAUCUUGUCUGUGAGCCAUACAUAUAUAUUUUUUAAAAAUCGUAUGCACAACUGUGCAAAUCACUGCUAUGUGCCACGAUGUAGUGACUUGUCUCCUUCAUCUUACACUGGUUAAAAAAAAAAAAGUGCCUUUUGUUUGUUGACAACCGAUAUUUGUUGGAAUAAAAGAAUGUGUGCCAAAA